UGACGUUGCAACAAAUCUCCCACUGUCACUCGGAGAUGGAAAGGUCAGGGCCUACCAGAACGGCAUUAACAUCAUCGUGGUAACAGACUUUGGCUUGAUGGUGACCUACGACACCGUUGCUGGCGCCAUCAUACAGCUUCCAUCCACUUACAAAGGUGUUACCGGUGGUCUCUGUGGCAACUAUAAUGACAAGAAGGAAGAUGACUUCCUGCUGCCCAGUGGGCUGCAGGAGCCGUCUGUGGAGAAGUUUGCAGCGGGGUGGUUAGUGCUUCAGGAAGGGGUCAAAUGUCAGACAGGAUGUGACGGUGGCUUGAAGUGUCCUCCCACCAGUGGACCCCCGCCGGCUUGUAGCAUCAUAAAGUCAACCAAGGGUCCAUUUGCCCAAUGCCAUGCUGUUGUGCCACCACAAGAGCACUUUGAGGAGUGCAUGAAGGAGGGAGAGGGUGGGGAUGCCCUGUGCCGCCACUUACAGACAUAUGUGACUUUCUGUCAGGCAUCCGGUGGCCUUGUCAGCAGCUGGAGAUCUGACCAGUUUUGUCCUCUGACGUGUCCAGCUAACAGUCACUAUGAGUUGUGUGCCGACACCUGUUCUUCCACCUGUGGCUCUCUGAGUGAGUCUCCCAAAUGCCCACUAUGCCAGGAGGGCUGCCAGUGUGACGAUGGAUUUGUGUUUGAUGGUGGCAAGUGUGUUUUACUGGAGAACUGUGGCUGUGUGGUUGAUGGACACUAUUACAAGUCUGGCCAGUCUGUGAUGCUGGAUAACUGUUCUGAGACCUGCAGCUGUGCAGCAGGAGUAUUCACCUGCAAGAACUCACAGUGCAAAGAGGGUCAGAAAUGUGGGUUGAAGAAUGGAGUCAUGGACUGCUACAGCACAGACCCCUGUGAGGGUACUGAGUGCCGUGAGAAAGAAAACUGUGUGGUGAUGAACAAUAAGGCGGUAUGUGUGGCCCAGUCCAAGGCCACCUGCUGGUUGUUCGGUGACCCUCACUACAGCACGUUCGACGGCCAGCCCUUCUCCUUCAUGGGCACCUGCUCCUACAUUCUGGUGAAAUCUACGGGCAAAGAUCCCUCCCUGCCUCAGUUCAGCAUCCAGACCAAGAACGAGCUGCGCGUCAACUCCAAAGGCUCCUUCCUCAAAUCAGCCAACAUAGACCUGAGUGGUCACAGGAUCACCAUUCUCAGUGGCCAAAGAGGGACAGUGGAGAUUGAUGGCAUUAGGUCUGACCUCCCUGUGAGUUUGGAGUCUGGCAGCAUCAGAAUCACAGAGUCUGGUAUCCAAGGGACCAUCCAGACAGAUAUCGGCCUGAAGAUCACUUUUGACUGGACCGCCUUCUUCAUGGUGACCAUCAGCAGCAGUUACUACGACAACCUCGGUGGCAUCUGUGGCAACUACAAUGGUAACAAAGCAGAUGACUUCACCACUCCCACAGGUGUGCUUUCGGCAAAUACCACGGCGUGGGUGGCAUCCUGGAGUGUUGCCGACAGUGACCCAUUCUGCUGGCACGUCUGUAACAGCAACUGCCCCACGUGCUCAGAUGCAGACCGGGCACUUUACACUGGACCACAGUACUGUGGUUUGAUGACAGACGGAGGGGGCCCAUUUGAACAGUGUCAUAAGAAAGUGCCGGUGAAGGAGUUUGCCUCAAACUGCCUCUAUGAUGUGUGUCUGAAUGAGGGUCGACAGGAGGUGUUGUGUGAGGCCUUGGCUAACUACAUUUCCAAAUGUCAGCAGGCUGGGGCUGUAGUCUCACCACUGUGGAGAAAGGCCUCCAACUGCCGUUAGUACUCAGCUAUUACAAAACAUCACAUUUAGGAACUCAAACAUUCUUAAAUGUGUAUAAUGACAUGAUAGAACCACGUGUGCAUUUGCAAAAUGUAUUAGGACUAUAUUUGUGAUGUUUGUUUUUUCUCAACUCGAACAGCCCUGGCUUGCCCAUACCACAGCCACUAUGAGCUAUGUGGCACUGCCUGCCCUGCUACCUGUGCCGAUCCCAAUGUCCCAGAGAUCUGUUUCAAAGUCUGUGUGGAGGGCUGCCUCUGCGACAAGGGUUACGUGCUUAGUGGUGAACACUGUGUCGUCAAGGAGUCAGGGUGUGGCUGAAUAAAAAACUCCUGAACAAAUAUGUAAAACCUGUACAUAUCAAGUUUGGAGGCUUCAUUUUCAAAUAAACUCUCAUGGCUCCAAAAUAUCCUUUAAAAAUAAAAAUGUUCCUUUCAUGUCCUGGUUGUAGGCUAGAGCAUUUCGACAUAAAAUCGUAAAAGUACCUUAAAAUUACCUUCUGUAUGUGAUAACAUAUUCCAAUCUAUAUAAUAUUGUGAGGGAUUAUUACUAUUCAUGCAUGGAAUUUUUAUUGAACUCUAUAUUCAUUACAAUUCAAAUAUAAUCCCAGAGUUGUGUAUUACUAAAACUCAGAUCAUCUCUGUAUGUGUGUAUCUCUGUCUAUCCUUUACAACUUUCAAAAGCCUAAUAAUAAACAUAU
Molecule: messenger RNA, 2480 nt
Organism: Salvelinus fontinalis (brook trout)
Lineage: Eukaryota; Metazoa; Chordata; Actinopteri; Salmoniformes; Salmonidae
Product: IgGFc-binding protein-like
Exons: 5
Coding region: 98-1783 (561 amino acids)
Molecular function (GO): protein binding
Source: RefSeq, a predicted model, not a curated record